Parasteatoda tepidariorum (common house spider) is the source of this 776-nucleotide messenger RNA. NCBI's taxonomy places the organism in Eukaryota, Metazoa, Arthropoda, Arachnida, Araneae, Theridiidae. The record is from RefSeq and is a predicted model, not a curated record.
ACGAUUUCAAAAAGCUUAAGAAUUUCUUGUUAGAAAAGGGGUUUGUAGACAGAAUUGGGUAUUAAAAAAUAGUUUUUAUCAACGCUUGAUAAAAAAAAAAAACAUGGGAAAUAUUAUUAACCCAUGUUUAUAUCUUUUUUGGAAGGUCUUAUCUUAUUAUUUCUAUCUAACACGUAUUUAUAUUGCUUGUAUAUUAUAAUUAACAUUGGACAUUAAUGGAUAAUAUUGGAUACAUAAGCAAGUAACUAACCACUGGUCAAGUGAUUUGAUUUAUUUUGCAGGAAAGAAAAUGUUUAAGGAAAGAAGGAAUUCUGAUUUUAAAGACUCCCAAAAUGAAGAAUCUAUGAUGGAACUUCAAAAUUCAUGCUAUGAAGAAUUAAGAUCAAUAAUUGCUAAUGUUACUUGGAAUAAUCCUGUGAGCAAUACUCUAUUCAGGGGUAAAUUCUUAGUUCUCUUAUUAGACAAUUUACUACCCUGUUUGGAGCCCAACAGCCCAUUUAAAUCAACAUUUGUAAUUUGUGCAGCUAAAUUGAAGAAACCAUCUGAGCUGGAAAAGAACGAAACAUUUUGUGAGACUUCUAUUUCCUCUUAUGCUGGAAAUCCCUUGUUGAUACAAUUUGAAAAGCUUUUUUGCCCAGUUCCAGAGAGUAAACAGUCUGUAUCUGUGUUACAACGAUUAAAUAUGAUGUAUGAUAUAUAUCCUCUGUCAGUUGGUACAGGAAAGUAAGUAAUAAGAUCUUAAUUUUGUUUUAGGCUACUAAAACUUAGAAAAUAUA